Molecule: messenger RNA, 2471 nt
Organism: Myodes glareolus (Bank vole)
Lineage: Eukaryota; Metazoa; Chordata; Mammalia; Rodentia; Cricetidae
Product: mitochondrial adenyl nucleotide antiporter SLC25A24-like
Biological process (GO): transmembrane transport
Cellular component (GO): mitochondrial inner membrane
Molecular function (GO): calcium ion binding
Source: RefSeq, a predicted model, not a curated record
UGGCUGCGGGACUUCGUGCUGCCCCCUGCGGCCUGCCAGAGUAGCUAUAGCCAGUUGGUCUAUGAGAUCCUCUUCGAAGACCUGGACCGCAAUGGGGAUGGUGUGGUGGACAUCAUGGAGCUCAGAGAAGGGCUGAGGAACUGGAAUUCCGCCUUUGAUUCCGACUCAGAAAAGACAAUUCUUCAGGCUGCAGAUUCCAAUGCUGAUGCAGGAUUGGAUUUUGAAGAAUUUGUGCAGUACCUUCAAGACCACGAGAAGAAAAUGAAACUGGCAUUUAAGAGUCUGGACAGAAAUAAUGAUGGAGUGAUAGAUGCUUCAGAAGUAGUUGCUGCUGUGAAGUCAUUGGGAAUCCGCAUCUCUCUCUCUCAGGCAAAGGACAUCCUGAAAAGCAUGGACAGCGACGGGUCAAUGACAAUAGACUGGGAUGAAUGGAGAGACUACUUCUUCUUCCACCCUGCAAAAAAUAUCAGCGAGAUCAUUCGUUUCUGGAAGCAUUCCACUAUAAUUGACAUAGGAGAGAGUAUAAGUAUUCCAGAUGAAUUCACAGAGCAAGAAAAGAAGUCUGGGGUAUGGUGGAAGCAGCUGGUGGCAGCCGGAAUAGCGAGUGCAAUCACACGGACAUGCACAGCGCCUCUGGACCGCUUGAAGGUCAUGAUGCAGGUUCGUCGUUCAAAAGUAAGUAAAACGGGAUUGGUGAAUGAGUUCAAGCAGAUGAUAAAGGAAGGCGGCCUUUUCUCUCUGUGGCGAGGAAACGGUGUGAACGUCUUUAAAAUCGCACCGGAGACAGCACUCAAGAUCGGGGCCUAUGAACAGUAUAAGAAACUUCUUAGUUUUGAUGAUGCUAAUUUAGGAGUUCUUCAAAGAUUUAUAGCUGGCUCCAUGGCUGGUGCAACUUCCCAAACCUGUAUCUAUCCCAUGGAGGUGAUAAAGACCAGGCUGAUUUUAGGUAAAACUGGCGAGUAUUCUGGGAUUGUUGAUUGUUUCAGGAAGCUUCUGAAGACAGAGGGCAUUCAGGCCUUUGGCAAAGGCUAUGUUCCCAACCUGAUAGGUAUCAUACCAUAUGCAGGCUUAGAUCUUGCCAUCUUUGAGCUUCUGAAGAACCACUGGCUGGAACACUACGCAGGAAACUCCGUGAACCCUGGCAUAGCCAUUGUGCUGGGCUGCAGCACACUGUCACACACUUGUGGCCAGUUAGCCAGUUUCCCCCUGAACCUUCUUAGAACUCGCAUGCAGGCAGCUAUCGUGGAAAAGGAAACAAUACCUAUGUUGCAGCUCAUUCAAGAAAUAUACACUAAAGAAGGAAAGAGGGGUUUUUUCAGGGGUCUCACCCCUAACGUCAUCAAGCUUCUCCCUGCAGUGGGCAUCGGCUGCGUGGCUCAUGAACUAGUGAAGCCGCUUUUUGGAUUAACCUAGAAGUGCAGUGUCAGACUGCUGCCGUCGCUGUGAUCACUACGGUAUAAGAUAAUCCUGGGCUAUAAGGUGACCUUACCUUUUCCUAAAAGGAAAGAAGUACUAACUAAUUGUAAAAUUACUUUGUCUUUAUUUAUUAUAAAAUAUACAAAUUAAAUAAUAACUUUGAUAGAGUUCUUUAAUAACUUAAACUCCUUUAUUAUCCACAGAAUUCUUAUUUUACACUUUCUGUUACAUUCUCCUUAAUCCUAAAACCAGGUUUUGACUGGGUGCUAAUAUAGCAUACGGUCAUAUAGGAAACAUGUGGUAAGCUAUGAGAAUUUUUCACUAGCAUUCUCUUUUUAAGUUAAGCUUGAACAUGUUUUACACAGUAAAGCAAAAAUCAGUGCAUUUAAAUUUGACAUUGCAGUUAAUCUCUUCAGCAGAAUGGAUAAUCCACUUCAUAAUUCCUUCUAGAUUGUUGUUGAUUUGUCGCUUCCCUUGCUAGCUCUUUGUUCCUUCAGCUUCUGCACAUCCCAUCCCACUCACCCCUGGAGAUGGUUUUAUCUUUCUAGACAUCUUUAUAGACAAGAGCUGCCUCCAUUGCCUAGCCUGGAGAAUCCCUGUCUAUGUGGUUUCCAUAAACCUUGAGAAUGAAAAGCUGGCUAGCAUUUCUUAAUUGUAUCCAUUUGUGUCCUCAAAAGUCCCAACUCACUUCAGCUAUCUCAGGUGAUCUAACUGAACCAGUUGUUGGACCUGGAGAAGGGCGGGGCCUAAGGGUGAGACUCAGAGGGUUAUCCCCAAAGUUCCUUUUCUGAGUCACUGCCUUUCAUUUGCACCGUGAGUGGGAGCUCCAGGGGCCAUAAAAUUGACAGAGCAAUAUUGCUAAUAUGACCUUAUAUUUCACUUUCAAAUAAGCUGUCUACUGUUGGAACUCUGUUAAUAGUUGGUUAGCUCUGAUUUCAUUUUUAACUUCAUUAGCAAAUAUCAAUUGUAUAAAAUGUCCGGGUUUACUGUUUCAAUUUCCUACAUCAUGCUAUGUACUCUGAUCACAUUCAACAAUAAACUCGCUUAAAAAGUGA